Menidia menidia (Atlantic silverside) is the source of this 948-nucleotide messenger RNA. The record is from the annotation of a GenBank genome assembly. Lineage: Eukaryota; Metazoa; Chordata; Actinopteri; Atheriniformes; Atherinopsidae.
AUGGAAGUGGCCGGCUUGUACGAGGAGGGCAGCUUUGCUAUCCACGGUCGAGACGGCAUCAUCGGUCCCAUCGGCGGCGGCUCGUACUGGAAGCUCGGCGACUCGAUGACGGAGCUGGGCAUCGAGGAGCGCGAGAGAGCGAUCGACUUCAGCGUUUACCUGGACUCCGCGCUGCACUGCCCGCAGCUGGCGGCGCAGACGCACACGCAGACGCACACGCAAACGCACACCCAGCAGCAGCAGCAGCAGCAGGCGGACGUUUUCUCCGACUUCCUGGCGGACAGCAAGAUCAAGAGGGUCGCGGCUCUGCAGAACUACAAGAACUACUCGCUGCUCGGCGAGCUGGAGGCGAGCCAGUGCGACAGCCUGCGGGACGCGCGGGAGCCCGGUUACGCGCUGGGUUACGCGGAGCUGCAGGCCACCCGCAUGGACAGCGUGCUCAGCCCCGAGCUGGUGGGGAUCCGGUACCGAGCCGCAGCAGCCGCCGCCGCCGCGGCAGCGGCCGCCGCCGAGAGGGACGACAGCCAGGAGGGAGCCAAGAUGGACAACAGCUCGUCCGGGUUCGACAUGAGGUCCUACCUCCACUACCAGUCCACCAGCGGCAGCCUGGGCAACAUCUCCACCGCGUCCUCGACCUGCUCCAGCCCGCCCGGCACACCUGGCCCGUCAGGUAAGGGCAGGUCACCGUCCCACGGGGGGAAAGCGUCCGGCGGGAGUAAGGCGAAGAAGCGCCUGGACAAGGACAGCGAGGAGUACAGGCUGAGGCGGGAGAGGAACAACCUGGCGGUGAGGAAGAGCAGGGACAAAGCCAAAAUGCGCAACUUGGAGACGCAACACAAAGUGCUGGAGCUGGCCGCGGAGAACGACCGCUUACAGAAGCGCGUGGAGCAGCUGUCCAGAGAGCUGGCCACCCUGCGCAACCUGCUCUCGGCCACCGGACAGUGUUGA